GUCUGAGGACGGUGAGAGCUGUGAGGUGGAUCCCUUUGAGAAGAACACAUUGCUGAACCAUUCGCCGGCCCCACGAAUGAGAAGUAGCUAGUACACUGCGGCUUGAGGAAAGGUUGACUUUGAGAAUGAGAAAGAAAGGAACUUAAAAAUGGGACAGCCGUAACGGGUCUGGCCUGUUUUUCCUCGUGCCGUGAGCGGGAUGGCUAGUUCACAAGGCGACCCCUUGUCCCGAUCCUGAGGGAGGUGGCCUGCCAGGCUCACAGUCUGCUUGUUAGCGAUCCGAACGGAGCGGCUUUUACGUUCUCAGACUCCGUAAACAGGUUUUGUUUCGGUUGCCCCACCAACUGCUUGAAGCUUUGAUUUCAGAUGGGAUGCACAUAGUGGCUGAGGAAGAGUAAGACUACUAGGCUUGUGAUUGUUUUUAUUGAAUGUGUGUGAGCAGAAUGUUGCCGGGUGUGGGUGUGUUUGGGACUGGUCGGACGGUGCGUGCUCUGGUGCCGUUGCUCCAAAAGGAAGGCUUUCCUGUUCAAGCUGUCUGGGGCCGGACUCAGGAAGAAGCAGAGUGCUUGGCUAAUGAGCUGGACAUCCCCUUCUCUACCAGCCAGUCGGAUGAUGUCCUGUUGCAUCCAGAGGUUCACCUUGUGUGCAUACUUACACCGCCCCCAUAUACUCGCCAGAUUGCAGUGAAAGCUUUAGGGAUAGGAAAGAAUGUGAUCAGCGAGCAGGCCGCCACGUUAACAGAUGCCUGUAAGAUGGUGACAGCAGCACGGUAUUACCCUCAGUUGAUGAGCAUCAUGAGCAAUGCACUGCGCUUCCUUCCUGCUUUUGUCCUGAUGAAACGUCUUCUCGGGGAGGGUUACUGUGGGACAUUGCAGGUGUGUGAAGCACGUGUAUAUGGAGGCUCUCUGCUUAGUCAGUCAUAUGGCUGGGCAUGGGAGGAGCUGAUGGGGGGCGGUGGCCUGCACACAGUCGGUUCUUGCAUUAUUGACCUCCUGAGCCACUUAACAGGGGGCCGGGCUGUUCGUGUACAUGGAAUGCUGCGGACCUUUGUGCGUCAGGGUAGCACUGGAGGCGGGAUCCGCUCUGUGACUGCUGACGAUUAUGCUUGCUUUCAGCUACUGAUGGGUGGGGGUGUGGUCUGUAGUGUGACACUGAACUUUAACCUCCCAGGUGCUGACCUGCAUGAGGUUAUGCUGGUGGGGUCAUCUGGGAGACUAGUUGCCAGGGGGACUGAGCUGUACGGCCAACAAAAUGGCACACAUGAGGAGGAAAUUCUUUUGAGCGACAGUGGGUCCGGCGCUGGACCAUCUGUCACAGGACUGAAUGCUAUGGUGACUCAGCUCCGUCUGUCUUUCCAGGCGCAGGAAGACAGGCGCUCAUGGGCACGGCAUCCAGUUUCCAUGGCGGCUACUUUCGAGGAUGGGCUGUAUGUUCAGACGGUUGUUGAUGCUAUCAAACGGUCAAACCGCACUGGAGAGUGGGAAGCUGUGGAAGUCAGGACCCAGGAUAUAGAUCCAAACCAUAACCACAGAACCCCUCUUAACUAACGUGCUACUUUUUUUUUUUUCCUGUUUCUACCCAACAUGGCUUGCAUGCCUUUACACUGAAAAGUCUGUGGCUUUUGCCAACUGGUCUAUUUCAUUUAAACAACACAUAAAAACUGAGACUGAUUAACUUACUAUGAAGCUUAAAAUAUUUUAGGGUUAAAAACCUCUUGUUUUAUUUUGUCUAGGACUGAAGAAACACUGGAGUUAUAUUACUGGAAGCAAGACUUCUGUGUACUCUGAAUUAGUCUAAAAGUUUAACUGUGAAAAAUUCCUUUUUUAUAUUAUUUUAUUUACACAUGUUAAAGAUUAUAAAUAAAUGUUCAUAAAGGAUUUAGACAUAAUGUUUUAAUAUUGAUAAACUGUGUUUUUAGUGUGCUCAUUUUAUUUGUGAACACGAAGCCAUGCUUCGUUGAAAGGGUUUUUCACCAAUUUUCUGCAUAAUUAAAUGGUUAAGAUUUAAACAAAGUCAUUCAGAGUGGUCUCCUGUGAAAUUUGCUGAUCUAGAGAAACUUGUUCACAGCAGUGGUAAUAGGAACCAGAAUUUACUUUCUGUAAAAGGUACAUCACAAAGUUAUUGCAUGAAAUGGUUACAAAUAAGCUGCCUGAUGCCUUAGUUAUUGUUUGCAGGUACGAAACAUAAAUGUCUUUAAGCCAAAAUCACGUUAGUUUUGGGCAGUGGCUGUAUUUGUGUUGUAGAUAGUGUGACCCCUGUUUCCUGGUUCUUCUGAAUCUAAGCACUUCAGAAUAAAGUAUUUCACAUCAGACCACUCUAAAUGACUUUCUUUACAUCCCACAAAUUGAACUAUGUGUUGGUGGAAUUCCUAUUUUUAUUGAACUGAGAAGACUUCUUUAAAAACAUCUAAGAUAGAUCUGUGUACCGCUUGCUGUAAGUAAUAGUCUACUGGUGGUGUAUUAGAAGCUGACUUCUAAUAAGCUGCACAAAAGUUGCCGAAUAUAUUUGUGUUAUUUCAGGCUUUGUAUCAUUGUCUGCACUUAUUUGUGUGUAUUUAAGAUACCUAGAGAAGAUAGGCUUAGUUAACUGUUUAACUUUAUGGUUUAAUAAAUGCUUUCCUAAUUAAACUAAAUAUUUUAAUGCAUUUGUGUGUGUACACCGAAAUUAGACUAUACAGUAUGGCAGAACAAUUUGGGGCAAUAGCUCCCUUUUAGACCAGUAUUGUGACUGUUUUAAAUUAUGAUUACUUGCUAUAAAUUAGGGUCCAGUCUUGUUUUUUGGCCAAGCAAACCAUCAAAUCCACUUUUUUGGCUCUUGUUAUGUAUGCAUCAUGUGAAUGUAGAGGAGUUCAUCAAUCAAAAGCAACAGGCAGUUCAAAAGCUCCAUGUGAUUAGAUAACCUAAUCACACUAACUCUAACCUGUAGGCCAUGAUAAAAAUAAACGAAGAAUGUGGCCUGGCUGAAUCAUG
This is a messenger RNA of Colossoma macropomum (tambaqui), 2969 nucleotides long. RefSeq names its product glucose-fructose oxidoreductase domain containing 2 (gene gfod2). The coding region runs from base 429 to 1547 and encodes 372 amino acids. NCBI's taxonomy places the organism in Eukaryota, Metazoa, Chordata, Actinopteri, Characiformes, Serrasalmidae. The record is from RefSeq and is a predicted model, not a curated record. The transcript has 4 exons. Gene Ontology annotation, molecular function: nucleotide binding.